UUAAGACAGUCUUUCCCAAAGUGGGCGAUAACGCCCCCUUGUGGGCGCUGCAGGUCUCAAGGGGGGCGGUAAGACACCCAAAAAGAAAAUGGGGGCGUUGUGUUGAGGCGGGGGGGGUUGAUUUGUUAUUUUAUUUAGCUAGGCCUCUUAAACAACGACUGCAAGAGCUCUCGACUCACAACAACAACUUGUGAACAUCAACUAAUAUGAAUUAAAAGAUUGCUCAAACUCGGUUCUAUAUUUCUCUCCGCGUAGGUAGUAUAUGAACUACGCCGUAGUUCAUAUAUCUGUGCUAUUUUAUUGAAUGUAGAAAAAAUGAAAAUCAUGUCAAUCGGUCGCUCCGUUUCGUAAUGAAAGUAGACACAAACAAACAAAUGAAAAGGCAACAGACACACUUUCGCAUUUUAAUAGUUAUUAGUACUCGUAGAUAUCAAUCAUGUUUUAACAAGUUUUUGUUAAAUAGCCCGAAUUGUGCAUUCCUGUAUUAGUCGGCUGGUUCAUUGAAUACUUGUUCGGACUUGUUGAGUACCAUUGAGCGUCGAAUGAGAUAAACGAGUUUAUGCAUGUUUGUUUUAUUCCUGUCGGUGCGUGCUGCUUAAGCAUUCCUAUAUAAACAAUGUAAUAUUUAUUUUAUUUUCAUUUGUGGUUUCGCGUGCAAUAGAUGAGUAGUACUUACGCCUCCUCUACACUACUUGCGAAGUUGAACGUAUUUCUCAAAGCAAAACAAUGUCGGAAGUAAAAAAGAAGAGACGGCAAUACAGUGCGGAAUAUAUCAAAUUCGGAUUUAUUGAAAAUCCCACAAACCCGUCGUCGCCUUUGUGUCUUCUAUGUCUAAAAACAUUUUCGAAUGAAGCAAUGAAGCCUUCAAGGCUGCAAGAUCAUUUGAAUAAAAUGCAUCCAAAUAAGAAAGACAAGAAUGUAGCAUAUUUUCAAGACCUAGAGAAGAAGCAUAAUACUCAGCCAAGUGUAGCAAAACUAUUUUCGACGGCUGCUAAGCAAGAUAACGACGGACUUCGAGCUUCGUACAAUAUCUCUUUGUUAAUUGCUCAAAAAGGCAAACCACAUAACAUCGGAGAAGAGUUAAUAUUGCCAGCAAUAAAUGAAGUAAUAACUACUGUGCUUCAUAAACCGGCCGCAGAUAUUAUCCGAAAAAUUCCUUUGAGUAAUAAUUCUGUGCAAAGACGAAUUGAUGAAAUGGCUGAAAACAUUGAAGAAUCUUUGUGCGAUCACCUGAGGACAAGUCAAUUCUCAAUUCAGCUCGAUGAGUCCACUUUACCAACUAAUGAAGCAUUGUUGUUGUCUUACGUGAGGUUUAUUAAAGAUGAGAAAAUAUGUGAAGAACUAUUAUUUGCUAGAAAUUUAGAGACCGAUACAAAAGGUGAAACCAUAUUCAAUACAUUGGAAAAGUUUUGCGAUGAGAAAGGGAUUCCUUUGAAAAAUAUUAUUUCAGUUGCUACGGAUGGCGCUCCGGCUAUGACAGGGUGCCAUAAAGGCUUCAUAGCGUACUUAAAAAAUAAAAUUUCAGAUGUCCUUGCUGUACAUUGCGUUAUUCAUAGAUAACAUUUAGUAGCUAGAAACUUAAGUGAAAAACUAUUUCAAUCACUGCAAUAUGUCAUCAAAGCAGUCAAUAAAAUUCGCAACAGCUCUUUGAAUGAUAGAUUAUUUCAUCAGCUUUGUGUUACUAAUGACGAGGAUUUCAACCGUUUGUUGUUUCAUACUGAAGUUCGUUAGCUAUCAAGAGGCAAUUGUCUGACUCGAUUUUACAACCUGUUUGACUCUGUUAUAGAGUUCUUGGAAACUAAAGAUACAGAAUUGAAAGACAAGCUCAUAACAUCAAAGAAUGAUAUAGCUUACAUGACAGACCUGUAUAAAUUAUUCAACGACAUGAAUCUCACACUGCAAGACGAUAAACUAAAUUUAAUUAAAACAAAAAACGUCGUUGCUGCUUUCGCAGCCAAACUGCUUCUACACAAAAAGAAUCUGGGCAGACGUGAGUUUCACAAUUUCCCAAAUUUAUCAGUAUCAUGCAGUAACGACGAAUUGUUUGCCUACUGCCAACAUUUGGGAAACCUCCACAUUGAUUUCACCGAACGGUACCAGGACAUUUUGAACUUGAAAUACCAGACUGCGUGUAAGAUCCGUUUUCAAAUGUCAACACAGCAAUGUCACCUCAGCUGGAAGAAGAGCUUAUAGAAUUGACAACAAACGAGGAAAUAAAAAUCAAGUUCAAAAAUGGUUACCAAGAAUUUUGGCUACAAAAACCGAUCCCGCAAUUGUACCCUGGAUUGUGGUCAAUCGUUCAACGAUUCUUGAUAGCAUUCCCAUCGUCAUAUUUGUGUGAACGUGGAUUUAGUGCUGUGACAACACUGCUUACUAAAAAGAGAAAUCGUUUGCUUGUUACCGAACGUGGCGUUGCGACUGUUCUUGAGUAAAUUGGAACCUGAUAUUAACAAACUUAUUAAACAGCAUCAGAUUCAUCCAUCACAUUA
This is a messenger RNA of Trichoplusia ni (cabbage looper), 2489 nucleotides long. RefSeq names its product zinc finger BED domain-containing protein 5-like. Lineage: Eukaryota; Metazoa; Arthropoda; Insecta; Lepidoptera; Noctuidae. The record is from RefSeq and is a predicted model, not a curated record. The transcript has a single exon. Bases 727 to 1560 code for a protein of 277 amino acids.